Messenger RNA from Mycena citricolor, 531 nucleotides. NCBI's taxonomy places the organism in Eukaryota, Fungi, Basidiomycota, Agaricomycetes, Agaricales, Mycenaceae. The record is from the annotation of a GenBank genome assembly.
AGUUGGAGAAAGUGCGGCAGUUACGCUUAACUGCUAUAAAACACUGCAUUCAGUUGGAUUCACCUCGCAGAUCUUCUACUCUCUUCUCUGUGCACUGCUAGAAAUGCAUAUGCUCCUUCCAAUCCGAUCCGUCUGCUUGGCGCUCUCGCUCAUGGCGUACUUCCUCACUGUCGCUGCCGCCCCUGCUCCUGGUCUAACAUUCCGUGUCGAGCAGAUCCGCGCGGGUGAGACGUUCGCUGAUGUGGCUGUCCUGGUCAGCAGGCACUCCCUCCUCUUCCAUCACAUCGCUUACAAUGAUCUCUUCGUCCCAUGCAGAACAUCGCGCGCGGGCCUCAGCCCAGAUGUCGGCUCAAUAACUGUAUCUGAUCACCGAUCUAACAAGGAGGAUCUUUCCAUUUCGUUGGAUCCAACCUUCCCUCUGAAUGACUUCUGCAACCUGUUACAAAGCUUAUCUUCUCUAGUUCGAUUGUGCACAUAUGAGUGUAUCUCUUAGUCGGCUAAUUUAUAUCCGCUACUCUGUUUUGAUUGCGA